GUCGUCGCGGUUGCUUAGUUGCGCGGUGUUUAACUACUAACUUACUACUAGCAGGUCACUUGAAACACUAAAGCAAACCAACGAGGAACACGUGUUUAUUUGAAGUGGGUCGUCGGCCUUUGUCAUGUAUAUUAUGUUGUGAAUAGACCAUCUGGAGUACCAGCUAUCUCACAGAGGAACUGGCUUAAUAGCAGUUAAUUUAACGAGGACUCUAUUUCCGCUUGAUGUGUAGCUUUUGACUUUGACAGAUGCAGAAAUUUACGACAUGCAGUUUUAGGAAGCCUCGCGUCGUCAUGGUAACCACCCGAAGUUAAACAAUAAAAAAGUGUUUGGAGCACUCAGAAGUCGCGCGCUGUGUAAACAAGCGUUUAUAAAGUCAUGAUAUGAACUGAAUAAGAAAAGCACGUUUGUUCAGAAAUGUGGGUAAAGGAUAGUUCUUGGAAAAGAAAUGGACAUGGAAUCCAGGAAUGGUCGGAUGGGUGUAAAUAUGAGGGGGGAUUCGUAAAUAACCUGAAGCAUGGCACUGGUGUCUUCACAUGGACAAAUGGAGAGUUCUAUAAAGGUUCAUUUUUUAAGGAUUAUCGACAUGGGAAAGGUAUGUAUUCCUGGCCAGAUGGAUCCAAAUACACAGGAAACUUUUAUCUGAACCGAAAAGAGGGAUACGGAGUGCAGUUUUUCCCAGACGGAUCAACUUUUGAGGGUCUGUAUCAUGCUGAUGAACGCUUUGGGCCUGGGAUCAUGACAUACCUUGAUGGGCGGCAGGAUGUGGGCCUUUGGCACAGAGAGAUGUUACUGCAAAUAUGCACCACUCUGGAGGGCGGCUUUAGUCUUGAGGGGUUCCCAGAUCACAUGACCAGACUGCCUAAGAAACACCUGAAACAACCUCAACUUCCUCUUGAUGUGGAGUGGAGUACAGAUGGCGGUCCCCUUGAGUCCGAUCAGGAGUUAUCAGAGGACGUGGAACGUUUCAUCCUGCCUCCAGACACUGAGAGCUACUCCACAGACUCAGACCAUCUGCCCGUUCCCAGGUGUCUACGCCGGGAACUGGACCUUCACUUUUUUGGUAGGAGUGACAUCAGCACAGAGCAGCAAUCAACAUCGACAGCCUUGACGCUACAGCAGCGCAUGAAUGCACACAUUCAGAGACACAGAUUUGAGACAGAAACAUUAGACUGGGAUGUCACUGCAGUAUUGAAUAUGAACAGGACUCAGUUUGGACCCAAAGGUCCCCUGGAGCUGAACUCAGAGAAACUGAUCGAGGAAGCUUCACAUGGUGAAUGCAGGAAUGUUUAUCGAAUCUUCAGAGAUGGAAAAGUCCAUCCCGACGUGAGUGACGCACGAGGACAUACGGCUCUCAUAGCAGCCACGGUACAUUGUCAUGACGAUGUCAUCCACAUGCUGUUGGACAGCGGGGCCGAUGUUAAUAAGUUAAAUGAUGAAGGCAUGUCUGCUCUGGCUGUCUGUACUGUUCUCUACUAUCCACUUCAGUCUUUAAAUGAGACGCUGGCUGAGAAAGUGACCCAGAAUAUCAGCCCUGAGCCACAGGUAAGAAUACUGAGAUUUGCACUUUCUUUUGGUAUGCUUAUAGUUAGUCAGAUCAUUUUUCCCCUUCAUUUCUUGUUCCUCCCUUUUCGGUCUGUUACGCUAAAGAUCAAGCCUUUGGAAGACGUCUCCCAUAUAUCCUCUCCAGAUCCAAUGACAGGAACACCCGAAGAUGAAAGCGACCAAGAGAUAUUUGAGACACCAAGACAGACCAACCAGGUUGACCAAAGUCUUUUACCAGAGAACCUCAAUAACUUGGAGAAACUCAGAGCUCAAGAGCAAAUCAACGAGGACAUAAACGAAGAUCAACCUGACCAACCAGAAGGCCUCAAGAACACUGAGGAACCUCAAGUUAAUCAAAUCAGUGAAAAUAAGGAUCCAAACAAGAAGAUAGUUCUUCAGCCUGAACAUGAACAGGACAUACCAUCAGUAGAACCACAUGAUAUUAUUUUAAGAUCUAUUCAAGUAUUCGAUGGUACAAUUGCAGUGGGUUCUGUGUUUUGGCGAGAGAGGAAAACAAAGAGUAUCGUUGACUCUGAAGAAGAGCUGACAAAUCUGGAGUUUGAAGAAAAACUAGAGCGGAGCAUCAGAUCAGAUGAUCUUUCCUUUGAUUCUGCAUGUUCUUUGGCUAGUUUUCACAUUGACGUCACAGAGGAGAUCCUACAGAAGACUGCAGAGAUCCUGUGCCAGACAGGAACUGUGACUCCGACUGACACUCAAGAGACGGUCCGGAAAAUUGCACUUCUUAAGACAGAACAUCGGAAUCGAUGGAUUACAAUCAAUCUUCUGUUGGAGAGAGGAGCAGACCCAAACGCAUCUACUGUCCCCAUGCCCGUCAUCUUCCUAGCUAUCAAAGCUGCCCAUGUCAAGGGCGUCCGUCGUCUGCUGGAGUGCGGGGCUCGUCCAGACAUACCUCUACUUCCAGAGCAAAAGGGUCUGUACCCCCUUCACAUAGCAGCAGGGUUGCCUGGAGCCGAGGGUCCUGAAAUCACAGAGCUCCUCUUGCAUGCUCUAGCGGACCCUGACGUCAAAGCACAGGAUGCCGAUGAAGUCUAUGAGUUUGAUAUGGAGACGCUUGAGCACCAGGCCUUUGAGAAUCAGCAUUUCAUGGCCUCUAAACCCCUGGCCAAGUUCAACGAAGCCCCGGUCGAGUUUCCUCAGGAAGGUGGGAGGACACCACUACAUGUGGCCUGCCAAAGAGACAGCGAUUAUGCAAAUGCUAGAGAUGUGGUUGUACUUCUUCUUUCUCGCAAAGCAAGCCCCAAUGAUGUGUGGAGUGGCCAUUCACCCCUGUCUCUAGCCAUCGCAAGCGGCAACGACCUUGCUGUGGAUGAACUGCUAGCCGGAGGGGCUGAUCCUAAUCUUCCUCUCACCCGUCAUGUGGGCAGCGCUCUCUGUGCCCUUGCCAACAUCAGCUACGACCGUGUGCCUCAUCCACGCAACCAAGUCAAGCUGCUGGAAAAGUUGAUCAAAGCUGGCGCUGACAUCCUCAUGCCCGUCGUGGUGGGCGCGGGACGCAGGUGCGCUGUGGGAACAGUCGUGGAUUAUGCGCACAGUGCAUUCCAACAGAACCAGCGCAUGGCCCACACUCCAUAUCAUGCCCUCAACAAGCACGAGAGACAAGCCUAUAAUGCCCGCCGGGAGUUGCUAGGCCUCAUGGGAGAUCUGCUGAGACAGGAGGCGAUCGGAAUGGAAACACGCCGCAUGGAGAAGGAUAGGAGCCAAGGCAUAUUCAGUGUCAGUCCCUCAGAGAAGUUUGUGUAUACCGGAGCAGGAGCGACACCGAGUCUCCUGAGCUCUCCUGAAGAGAACAGCAGGACUUCAUGCAUCGGUCAGAGAGUGCGGAGAAAGCAUCGCUUCAAAUAUUGCUACCAGUGCGGUCGUUCGGUGGGUGUGCAGCUUAUGGCCUGUAGCCGCUGUCAUGAGGUCUUCUACUGUAGCAAGACCUGCAAAACGAAAGCGUGGGAUGAACGCCACAGAGACGAGUGUGUCCGUUUGCCAGUGGUGAGUGGAAAAAGCAGCAGAGAUAAAUGCGCAAUCAUCGGACCACGUUCACCUCUGUCGACCAAAGAAGCUAAAGGCAAGACCUUCCACCUAAGAGUGACCCCAGAAAUACAAGAAUCUGACCUGAAUGAAAAUUACAGUUUUAUUUAGAAUGCUUUAAAAUCAAAGGCCAAUUAAACAGAUAUGUAAAAGUUUUCGGCUUCACAUUUACAUUUUUUGAAAAGAGAGAGACUGCCAGACAGCAACAUAGUGUCGGCCCAGAUCCGGCCCACAUCUGGUACACGUGGAAUCCACAUCUGGGCAGACACUAUGUUGCUGUCUGGGGAGGAUUUAAAACUUGAGCAAGAAAAUUACAUAAAAAAACAAAAACAAAACAUAAUUCAAGGUCUAUUAAUAGAAAUUCUUCGAAAUGACAGACAACAUCCACUUUGUUUGAACAACUGUGCAUGUUUAAUACGUAAAACAGACCAAAUUUACAAAUUCAAACCUCAAAUAAAAUGCUAGUCCUGAAAUA
Rhinichthys klamathensis goyatoka is the source of this 4060-nucleotide messenger RNA. It is a transcript of the gene ankmy1, whose product is annotated as ankyrin repeat and MYND domain containing 1. The record is from RefSeq and is a predicted model, not a curated record. Lineage: Eukaryota; Metazoa; Chordata; Actinopteri; Cypriniformes; Leuciscidae. Gene Ontology annotation, molecular function: protein binding.